CAAUAAGACUACUGAUAACAAGAAAAUCCACUAUCCUAAUCAGGAACAGAUGUUUACCUACUUUUUCCUUUAGUUCAUCGUUUAAUUUGACUAUUACCUGUUGUUGCCACGCUCACGCAUAAAAGAGAAGAAUAUUUUUUAAUUGUAUUUUGUUGAUUAUAAUGUCCCUCAUGAGAUUUACCAACACUUUGCUGGCCAAAGCAUCUUAUCACCGAAUUGGACGUUUCUUCAGCACUAUAAAAACAAAUCAUGAACCGCAAUUUCCCGGUGCAACAUCACAUUACAUAGAAACUCCUAAAUUAACAAUGCCCACGGAAAUGACCCCGAUUCCAAUUUAUCGUGUAAUUGAUUCGGCUGGUGCAAUUCUAGAUUCCUCACAGGAUCCUAACCUUAGCAAAGAAAUUAUACAAAAAAUGUUCAGAGAUAUGGUGCUGUUAAACACCAUGGACAAAAUUCUCUAUGAAUCUCAACGUCAAGGUCGUAUUUCAUUCUAUAUGACUAAUUAUGGUGAAGAAGCAUCUCAUAUCGGUAGUGCGGCAGCAUUGGAACAACGUGAUUUAAUCUAUGGUCAAUACAGAGAGGCUGGAGUACUUGUAUGGCGGGGAUUCAAAAUUUCUCAAUUUAUUGACCAAUGUUAUGGUAACGUAGAUGACGCUGGUAGGGGUAAACAAAUGCCUGUACAUUAUGGGUCCAAGGAGCUGAAUUUCGUGACUAUUUCAAGUCCUUUGGCGACACAAAUGCCCCAAGCUGUUGGUGCCGCCUAUGCCAUAAAGCGUAAGAAUAAUGAUACGUGUGUUGCUUGCUAUUUUGGCGAAGGUGCUGCUUCCGAGGGUGAUGCCCAUGCUGCAUUUAAUUUUGCUGCCACUCUAGACUGUCCAGUAAUUCUAUUUUGUCGUAAUAAUGGAUUUGCCAUAUCAACGCCUUCAUGCGAGCAAUAUAAAGGCGAUGGCAUUGCAGGACGUGGACCAGCCUAUGGAAUUGCAACAAUUCGUGUCGAUGGAACGGACAUCUUCGCUGUCUACAAUGCCACAAAACUUGCCCGUGAAUAUGUGCUUAAGAACAACAAACCCGUUCUAAUCGAAGCUAUGUCUUACAGAAUAAGCCACCAUUCAACAUCUGAUGACAGCAGUGCUUAUCGUUCAGCGGACGAAGUUGAAAUAUGGAAUUCUGAGCGACAUCCUAUUUCUAGACUUAAGAAUUACAUGAUCUCUAAAGGAAUUUUUAACGAAUCUGAAGAGAACACUUUUGUCAAUAACGUACGAAAGAAGGUUCUUAAGCAAAUUUCUGAAUCGGAAAAGAAACUUAAACCAAACUGGAAAGAAAUGUUCGAAGAUGUCUAUCAUGAUAUGCCGAAUCAUUUGAAGGAACAAAUGAAAGAACUCGAAGAACACAUUGCAACUCACAGAGAUGCGUAUCCGUUGAAGAACUUUAAAAAUUAAAAUUCGAGUGAAACAGCUAAGCCACGGAACGAAUAGACUAAUUUGAAUGUGCAUUUAUCUUUUUUAUAAAAUUGAAACUAAAUAUUUUAGGAUAAGGGAAUUUUGUUAAGCCUUGUAGAGGUCAAAGUUUAUAUUUUAAUGUUUUCAAUGGAAAGUUGAGAAAUAAAUGUUUAUUUUUAAACCCAA
Messenger RNA from Eupeodes corollae, 1625 nucleotides. It is a transcript of the gene BckdhA, whose product is annotated as 2-oxoisovalerate dehydrogenase subunit alpha, mitochondrial. Lineage: Eukaryota; Metazoa; Arthropoda; Insecta; Diptera; Syrphidae. Gene Ontology annotation, molecular function: oxidoreductase activity, acting on the aldehyde or oxo group of donors, disulfide as acceptor. The coding region runs from base 162 to 1439 and encodes 425 amino acids. The record is from RefSeq and is a predicted model, not a curated record. The transcript has 7 exons. Gene Ontology annotation, biological process: branched-chain amino acid catabolic process.